Messenger RNA from Capsicum annuum, 753 nucleotides. RefSeq lists its product as uncharacterized. The transcript is spliced from 2 exons. Lineage: Eukaryota; Viridiplantae; Streptophyta; Magnoliopsida; Solanales; Solanaceae. The coding region runs from base 248 to 673 and encodes 141 amino acids. The record is from RefSeq and is a predicted model, not a curated record.
AUGUUUAUGUGACUCUUAUUUGUUUUAUUUCUAAAGUGAAUCUGCAUAUCUACUUUGAGAUAUGAAUCUGCAUCAUAUUCCAGUAGAUUAAUAAGAAGGUGUUUUUUCUCUAGUUAAAAGACUUUAAUCUCUUAAAGCUUUGGUGACUAGUGGUAUCUUUUUUCUAAAACUUUACAGCAAUACUUAAAUGGGGAAAAAGAUGUAACUCUUGCUGAGGUCUUAAAAGAGAUGAAUAAGAAUAAAAAGAAUGAUACAAGAGAAGAAUGGGUCGAACCACGUGCUAAGGAUACAUAUGAAGGAUUUCAAAAAAGACUUGGAAGAUUGGCAUCAAACCCAACCUGCUUCAGAGGAUGGUACCAUGAUCCAACCAUCGCCUAUAGAUAUGACUAAAAUAUGGACAGAUGUGGAAGGUGGUCCAAAGAAAGAUAGAACCUACGGGUUUAGAGUUCACCAAUCCUCGAGUAGUCCUUCCCCAUUAUUGCCCAACUCCUCUUCUACUUCGCAAAAUAUGAAAGAAAUGAAAGCAAUGAGAAAGAAAAUUAAAGUGUUGACGCAACAGUGUGUAGCUAAUGAUGCUAAAGUUGCCAAGUUUACUAAAUUUGAUGAGUUAGUCAAAAAGCACAGGCCUCAAGUAUUUGAUGAUGAGGAAGAGAGUGAAUUUGAUGAUGAUUAGAUUGUAAUUGUUGGUUCUUGUUUUUUAUUAUGACGUUUAGACUUAAAGUUUUCUUGGAAUGUUUAAACUAUUUGGCUCGA